Messenger RNA from Fusarium odoratissimum NRRL 54006, 2438 nucleotides. RefSeq lists its product as uncharacterized. The record is from RefSeq and is a predicted model, not a curated record. The transcript is spliced from 2 exons. Lineage: Eukaryota; Fungi; Ascomycota; Sordariomycetes; Hypocreales; Nectriaceae. Bases 590 to 1387 code for a protein of 265 amino acids.
CAUUUUUCUUAGUAAAGACUAACAUCUGGCGUUGCAUGCUCGCUGGCCAUGACAAUCCUAGGCCUGCAAUGUUCCCACUACUACCGUAAUGCUUUAGGUAGUCUGCACACCCUUUCCCACUCUUUGAAACCCCCAGUCUGUAUAUAGCUUCAACCGCCCCCCAACUCACAUUCUGAUCUCUUGACCUUCGUCCUGCCUGUGCCAUAUACAGGGCCUUUGAGUUCCUGGUCAAUAUACCUUCACCUAUACUCUUCUCCUCUCCUCUCAUCUCACCUCAUCUCUACCGACGUCCCACCCAACGUCGAUACCUUGAGGUUGACUUUAUACCGACUGUCGAAUCGAGUUUAAUCGAACCGAGUGAAUUUAAUUUUCACUGGAUCCGAUUAUCACCGAAGCUCAAUCCCGAGCAGUCGCUUGAUGAUUUUGGCUUCAGCUCGGAAGCGUAUAUCUUCCAAGCUCAACAUCCGCUCACCUUCUCUCCUUCCACCAGACCUUUGGACAACAUUGGUGUGAUUUUACUGAUACUUGUCAGCCUCACUUCACCUCCCUCUGACGUCUUCACAUACAGACACAGAAUGGAGAUAUAGCCAUGAAGGACUCACACCUCCAAGCUCUCAUCAUUGUCCUCGCGACCGUGGUUCCCGUCACCGCCAUCACCGCAGUCGGAUGUUUCCUCUACCGCCGCAGCCGCCAACGCCGAUUUCUCUUUAUGAACAGAGGCAUCACUCCCAUCGGCGACGAGGAAAUUGAGUCGUGGAAGAAGGACAGGAACCAAGAAAAGGCACGCAUCAUCGAGGCUGCAAACAACGAAGCCAAUGAUCUAGAGCGGCAACUCCAGCACCAGAGACAGAAGAGCACAUCGUUUAGUUCCAUACGCAAACCUCCGAGUGUUAUCGUCUACGAUCGUCCUCAUCCCCGAGUCUCUGAGGAACUUUCACCACGCUCACUUCACCACAAGCGCAGCAUCGAUACCCCUUCAACCCCAGUCGUUGCCCGUGCUCCCAAUUCUCGCCCCGGUCUGACUGAUGAGGCUGUCCAGGGUGAAGAUGCCUUCAUCCCACCUGUGAAGCGUCAGCCUUCACGAUUAGCCAAGCUUCCUCCCUCUGCUCGCCACAGUCGAACUCGCAGCAGUCGCAGCAGCACCAUGAGCGCAGUGUCGCCCCGUGAUCCCUGGCACGGUCACUAUCCCGAUGCUUUCUUCGGCACUCGCAGUUCCAGCGAAUACCUACCCAGAGCAAAUCGGUCAUUGGAUAUUCGACGACAGCACCAGCGAAUGCAUUCCAUGUCAAACAUGAACCGACUCUCAUUCGACGACGAAGUCUUCCUGGGAGGUCUCUCACCGCGACCUUUGAUUCGCAAAUCAGAGAUUGGCAGGGCCAUCGGCUGAGCCAGAAGAAUCUGGCGAUACUGUCACUGAGAACCAAUACAACACAACACAAUACGACAUGCAUACCCUUGUAUCGUUGAUUACCAUCCCGAGCCGUAUCAAGAAACGGUUUCCGUGACGGCUUGUUUCAACCCCCGUCAAACCCCAUCAACACCCCAGUCACAGUCAAAAUUGGCGGGGCCGAGAUCAUUUUUGACCCAUUUCUAGAAGGACUAUAUCCGGUCCAUAGAAACAUUGCCAUUCCAUUGCCGCUGUCACUCGGAGGCAAUUCGAUCGUGAUGGGCCCCCGGCAUUAACCUGAAGAUAUUGCUUCAUCUCGUUAAUGACCAAGAGAUUCGGCUUUAUGACGCUCGACGCAACUCUAUCCCAAGCCUCGACCUCAAACACCCACUUACAUUCUCUUCACGAAUACGCAAGAACCCACUGUCAUUUUCGAUCUUCGCUUCUCACUCCUCUCCUAGAAGAGGCAGUAACUAUGAGGCCGGUUGAGUCCGCCUCAUUUUACCCUUGGCAUUUGGAUGCUGGGGGGACCAUGGUUUUAUGCGCUGGCGUCUAUGCCCGGUGCUGGAACACGGAGGAAUUUGUGUGCAUUUUAAUGACGGAUAUACCCCAGACUUUCCUUUAUUUUUUCUUUUUAUGUUAUCAUGACCAAGCGAGCAAGUGAUAUGAACGGAUACGAGACGGUCCGUUUCAUGCGAUGCAGAUGAUAUCCACGGCUGACUCGAGCCUGGCGACGAGAGUUCUCCUAUUAAGAUAAGGAGCUGGACAGACCAAUGCGUCCUUGGCACUAUCAAUCAUGUGCCAAACACCUACACGAAAGCUAUAUAUAUAGAUAUGCACUCCAAUUCAAACAGAUUGACAACAAGCCCUCCCUCCAUGCUUCUCCUAAACCCUUGCUUGAAUCUUGGGCGCAUCGGACUGAUAGACGAAGUAGUAUCACUGACGCAAUUAAGAUGAACAAGAUUAAACUUUAGAUCGACAUAGUUAACCUUGUACCAGUCACGUUCUAAAACGUCUUUAUGAAGUUUAAUUGAUAUGCCUUUGGCUUUCC